UGCAGAGAUUUGAGAGAUUGUGGGGUCCCUGUCUGCCUCCUUGGUUCUCUCCUCUUGCCUAUAAAAGCAUGAAAUAUAUGUUUCCACCACUGUUGUUUUCGCGCGCAAUUGCCUGCAGCAGGUGUCAAGGACUACAUCGAUCCAUUCAUUGAGGAUAGUGACAACGUUGAAGUAGAAAUGGCUGAAUCGAUGCUCAUCUUGAGAAUGUGUUCCAUAAUGCUGGUCCUUGGUUUUUCAGAGGCCAAAAUGGAAAUCAUCACCAGCAAAACAGAUUUGUUGCUGGGUGAGAAUGCCAUGCUCCUCUGCAAAGCUGGUGGGGAAGGAGACAUCACCUGGCAGAAAGAUGGAGAGGAUGCUGAAGAAGACCAGAUUGAGAAAGUGGAUGAGACAUCGUCAAAACUGUUAAUCAGGAAUGCCAAGAUGGAGGAUGCAGGACGGUACACAUGCUUAUGUGAUUUUGACACCGGUCACAGAGAUCAAACAUCUUAUACCAUCUUUGUCUAUGAGCGGCCAUCCUUCGGGGAAACACUGGCCUACCAUGAGUUCCUGGAGGGUCAAGAUGUGGUCAUCACCUGCAUGGUCACUGGCAAGCCGGUGGUGGAAGUCAACUGGGAGAGGGACCAUGAGAAACUGCACUCUGAAGCAGGUCGGAUCACAAGACUAAAAGACAACUCUCUACAGAUCAACAACAUCAACAGGAAGGAUCGAGGAACAUAUACAUGUGAGGCUAAAAUCAAGGACCGGCCCAUUUUCGAAAAGCUCGACAUCUCCGUCUCCGUCAACGUUCCUCCCACAGCGAAGAUCCAUGAGGAGGUGAAGAAAGUCACGGCCGGACCAGAGACAAAUGUCUCCCUCAGCUGCCUGGUCGAGGGAGUCCCCCAACCGAACAUCAUCUGGACAGUCCCAGACUCUUCAGAUGAGUCCCGCUACAAGUACAACUCAGACAAGAGCGAGCUCAUUAUCUCGUCCGUUGUCAGGAGCGACUACGGAGAGUACAUCUGCACGGCCAAGAAUAAGAUCUCAGAGAGCAGUGCCAUGAUCAUGCUGGAUGUCUCAGAGCAUCCUGUAGCAGUGCUGAGCCAGGAGAAGAUGGAGCUGGAGCCAGGCCAGACUCUCUCAGUGUCCUGUAACGUCUCAGGACACCCUAUGCCCGCGCUGCAGUGGGUCAGGAAGACCAACAAUGACCACCUGCUAACAGUGGACACUGGUGGAGGUCGAGUGAGAAUGGAGGAUGGCUAUGUCCUGGUCGUUGACAAUGUGACGUCCUCAGAUGGAGGGCUGUACAGCUGCAUGGCUAUCAGUCCUGCUGGCAACGCCUCCACAGACUUCAGCCUGCAGACCUGGCCAGGUAAAGCAUCCCAGGUAAGUGGCACCCCAGGGCCCACAUCGGUCCACUUCACCGUGGGGGCUUCCAUGGUGGACGGGGGCUCUCCCAUCACCCACUUCACCCUCCAGUGGAAGACAGGACGUGAGAACAAUUGGCAGGAGAGAGUCAUCCAGUCCACAGACCCCCUGGUUAUCAAAGAUCUGAAUCCCUACACCACCUACUCUGUCCGGUUUGCCCCACAGAAUCACCUGGGUCAGGGAGGCUUCUCCGAAGAGAUCACCGUCCGCACACAGGGCAUACGAGGGGAACCAGACAGCCCGGACCUGGUGGCCAGCGAAGGGAAGGUUGAGGGCAAUAUGUUCUCAAUCCCUUUAACACAGUUGGACAGCGGAGGCUCCCCCAUUACCCACUACACCGUCCGCUACAGAGUGAAUAAGGUGGACGAGGACUGGAGGGAGAAGGACCUGCCGUCCAACUCGACAGUGAUCAACCUCCAUGACCUGCAGUUUAAAUCAGACUACCAGGUGGAGGUGCUCGCCGUCAACCCCUACGGCUCCUCCAGCCCCGCCAAGUUGAACUUCAAUGUCCCACAGCCUGCCAAGAUGAAUAAGGGUGGGAUGGGGAAAGGGGCUGUGGCAGGCAUUGUCAUAGCCAUCUUCUUGGCGCUAUUGAUCGCUGUGGACGCCACCUGUUGCUAUACCAACCGCUGCGGCAUGCUGAUGUUCCUGGCUGUCAAGCUGUUUGGGCAGAAGGUCCCUGGGAUGAAGACUGUGGAGGAGGGUGACGGCACCUCUAAUGGAGACUUGAAGUUGAAUGGGCUAGGACUACCGAGGGAUAGCAUCCCAAAUCUGCAGACCCAAAAUGGGGAAAAGAAUGGGUUGCAGGCGGAGGUCACGUGCGACAAAGCGCCCCUCACCAAAUUCGAGAAGGCGUCCCCCAAUGGAGAUCCUGCCACUGAGGCCUGAGUUACUGAACAGGAAGUGACAUCCUAGUAUCUGAAGAAUGGAACCUGUAAAUGUCAAAGUAGAAAGAAGGAAGUAUUGUGAGUUGAGGGGUCUUAGUUAAAUGUUUUUGGAGAGUUCCCAGGACAGUCCAUGUUGUGAAAGGAUAAGGAUUAGGAAAGUUAUCUGUGAAUUGUAAAGUCUAACAUUGACAGAUUGUUGUAAUUUCAUCCAGCCUUGUGUAAUCUCAUAUUAAGUGUUACAUUUCCUUGCUUUUAUGUUUCAGUACAUUCAUGUUAUAUUUCAGUACAUUCGUGUUAUAUUUCAGUACAUUAAGGCGGCUGUAAAUUGUCAGGGAGACCUUCGUAGUUCAUUAAUUGAAUCAUAACUCGUUAUUUAUUGAAGUCUAUAUUCACUUUAAUCUGCAAAAAAAUCUGUAAGUGACAUAUCAUUAUUUAAUAAGGACAUUUUAUCCGAACAUAUUAACAAUAUACAGAAGGGCUGCCCAACCCUCUUACUGGAGAUCUGCUGUCCUGUAGGUUUUCAGUCCAACCCUAAUUUAGCAUAUCUUCAGCUAGUUAAGGUCUUGUUGAGCAGCUAAUUAGUAGAAUCAGGUGUGUUAAAUCAGGGUUGGACUGAACACCUACAGGACGGUAGAUCUCCAGGAAGAGGGUGGGCAACCCUGAUAUACAGUAUACCGCAUAAUCACAUUAACAAAUAACAACGUGUCAAAAUGACAUCUCUUCAAGUGUUAAUCAUGCGGAAUAUACAGAGCUCAUAUAUUACAGAGCUAUAUGAUGUGCUUAUUUUUAACCUAAUCUGUUGUUAAAUUGCAAAUUGCUCAUAUAAUAAUUUUAUGUUUGUAUUUGUUUAAUUAUCCACUUUCUUACAGUUUAUUUUGUACAUUGUACACUGUACAUUGUUUGUACAUACACAUACAGUAUAACAGCUAUGCAUUUUGCUAUUUAAAAAAAUGUGAAAUAAAAACAUGCUGUUUUUCA
Oncorhynchus nerka (sockeye salmon) is the source of this 3269-nucleotide messenger RNA. RefSeq names its product neural cell adhesion molecule 1-like. Gene Ontology annotation, biological process: cell adhesion. Bases 178 to 2292 code for a protein of 704 amino acids. Gene Ontology annotation, molecular function: protein binding. Gene Ontology annotation, cellular component: membrane. The record is from RefSeq and is a predicted model, not a curated record. The transcript has 16 exons. Lineage: Eukaryota; Metazoa; Chordata; Actinopteri; Salmoniformes; Salmonidae.